CAAGGAGGUUCCGCCAGCGCCCCUCGUCGGCCUGGGCCUUCUGGGCCGCACCCGAGCGAUGCCUCGCUAUUGCGCAGCGAUUUGCUGUAAGAACCGUCGGGGACGAAACAGUAAGGACCGGAAGCUGAGUUUUUAUCCGCAGAAGCACAUUACUGGGUAUCAUCACAGAAAUGCAUUCCUGAAGACAAAUACUGUAAACAAAGCCUUUUACUGAGAAAGACAGCAAAGCCAGUCCAAGGCACAGUGAGAUUCCGAAACCACUUUUGUUCAUUUUUGACCACAUAUAAAAACUGGGUGUCACCUUCAGAGCAGUGUGUACUACAUGGCAAGAACUGGACAAUUCCUUUUCUAAAGGAGGAAUUGUGAUCAAGAGGAAAUAAGCUUGCUUUGUACAGCGAGACUGAAGAUUCUGAAUUAGAACUUCAAUGGUGGCUACAUAGAGCGGCUGGAUUCAUCUGCAUUGAAACCCCUUGAGAAUUUUUAUAGGUUGAACCAAAACAGAAUAAUGAAAUGAACCCUCCUAGGCAGGAAUGCAGAAGCAGACAUGAAAGAUGAUUUCUCUGAAUUAUUUGGCCUUUAUAGAAAGAACCAUGAUGAGUUUCUAGAAAAUGCAUUAUUGAUGUGAUGUAAUAAGAACGUCUCUUGUGUGCCAGGCAUUGUGCUAGGCACAGUCUCCAUUCUCUUGGAGCUUGUAGUGUAGAAGGAAGAUAGAUGAAGUCACACUAAUGAAUGUAUAAGUACAAAUCAAGACGAGUGCCCUAAAGAAAAAAAGUGUGGUCACAGGAACUCCUCUGUGGUGCGUGAGUCAAGUGGCACACCCGCCAGACCUUUAAACUGUGGUCUCUGGAGAUCAAAGUCACCUCACCGUCUCAUUAACCUUCACUUGGCAUCCUUAAAGGAGAUAACGAGCCCUGUGUUUGUACUGAGACUUCGCUAGGACAGAUAGAGCACACUGUCCUGGGAGCCCUGCCUCCCCACCAUGGUCACAACUUGCAGCAAGGAACUAAUCUGGUUGACAUCUCUCACUUUAUGAGAGUUGUGGUGUGGUCCUUGGGCCAUGGCAUCAGCAUCACCUAGGAGUCUUCAGAAAUGCAGAAUCUUGGACCCCUCCCUAGAUCAACUGAAGUAGAGUCUACAUUUUAUCACGAUCCCAAGAUCAGGAGAAUAUGUUCUGGAGCUAGACUGUCUGGGUUCACGUCCUGACUCUACCCUUGUCACUGAAUGGUGCAAUGCCAGUUAUUUCAACUCUCUGCCUCAGUUUCCUCACUUAUAGUAUGGAGAGGAUCAUAACUGCCCCUACCUCUCAGGUCACUAUGGAAAGAGAAGAAGGAAUGGAAAGCAACGUGGGUUUCUGAGAGGACAGGCCUGGAAGAAGCAUGCAUCACUUCUGCUGACAUCCGUGGACUCUAUUUCAGUCACAGAGGAUUGCCAGGACCCAGAAACACUUGCAUCAUCAUUGCAACUGUUUGUAUCAGUGAAGUAAGUUUUUCAUCGGCCAACAAAAUAUACUCAGAGAUGAUCUCCAACUUCUGUUAAUCCAGUUUGGAUUUUAGGGGAGCCAGAGAACUCCAGGCCCCUUGAAAGAAUCUUACUGAAAUGGGAUAAACCCAAGUGACAAUGGCUGUCAAGAUCCUGAGACCUCGAGGGGAUCCAAGCUCUAGGUUUCGUCUUAAUUGCGGAAAAAGUGACACAGCUGCACUAUAGAGAAAAUGAGAGACUGACAAAGAAGCUGCAUAACUUUUCCAGUGUCGUACAACUGGAUUUGGGAUCCAGAUGAUUCACCUCCAGAACCCUGGCCUUCACCAUACUGAGGGAACAACAUUGAAAGAUUGGCCCCAUGCUGAAAUGCGCCUGUAAAAAUAAAUAAGAAACUUCAGAUGUAUACAAGACUUAAAAGGAUGGACAGAAGCAGAGGCAGAGAUGCCUUAAAGCAUCUGAUGCCUUUGGGAGGAGGAGCUUUCAAGCUGUGCUCCCUGUCCUUCUUUGGGUCUGGAAGGAGAACUUAGCCCUGUAUAUGCAGAAGCAAAGAAUGUGGAGACUGCAGGUGUGGAAAUUCUGCAGGAAAAUUGACAGGAAAAUUCUCUCUGAUUCCACUAAUUGGUGUAGACACGUGUGGCCGUCUGCACUGUAGGAUCCCGGUUCUAUAAGCUUUGGACUCCCUGGGAUUACCAUGCCGCCCCCCGCGGACAUCGUCAAGGUGGCCAUAGAAUGGCCGGGCGCCUACCCCAAACUCAUGGAAAUCGAUCAGAAAAAACCACUGUCUGCAAUAAUAAAGGAAGUCUGUGAUGGGUGGUCCCUUGCCAACCAUGAGUACUUUGCACUGCAGCACGCCGAUAGUUCCAACUUCUAUAUCACAGAAAAGAAUCGCAAUGAAAUAAAAAAUGGCACUAUCCUUCGAUUAACCACAUCUCCUGCUCAAAACGCCCAGCAGCUCCAUGAACGAAUCCAGUCGUCAAGUAUGGAUGCCAAGCUGGAAGCCCUGAAGGACUUAGCCAGCCUCUCCCGGGAUGUCACAUUUGCCCAGGAGUUUAUAAAUCUGGAUGGCAUCUCUCUCCUUACGCAGAUGGUCGAAAGCGGCACCGAACGAUACCAGAAAUUGCAGAAGAUCAUGAAGCCUUGCUUUGGAGACAUGCUGUCCUUCACCCUGACAGCCUUUGUUGAGCUGAUGGACCAUGGAAUAGUAUCCUGGGAUACGUUUUCAGUGGCGUUUAUUAAGAAGAUAGCAAGUUUUGUCAACAAAUCGGGCAUGGACAUCUCAAUCCUGCAACGGUCCUUGGCCAUUUUGGAGUCAAUGGUGCUCAAUAGCCAUGACCUCUACCAGAAGGUGGCUCAGGAGAUCACUAUUGGACAACUUAUCCCACAUCUUCAAGGGACAGAUCAAGAAAUCCAAACCUAUACCAUUGCAGUGAUUAAUGCACUUUUCCUGAAGGCUCCUGAUGAGAGAAGGCAGGUUGGUGUAGAGAGCAGUGUUGACAUCCUUGAUUGUCCUCUGACUGAGAUGGCGAAUAUUUUGGCUCAGAAGCAGCUUCGUUCCAUCAUUUUAACAAAUGUUAUCCGAGCUCAGAGAGCCAUCAACAAUGAAAUGGCACACCAGCUGUAUGUGCUACAGGUGCUUACCUUUAACCUUCUAGAAGACAGGAUGAUGACCAAGAUGGACCCUCAGGACCAGGCUCAGAGGGACAUCAUAUUUGAACUUCGAAGAAUUGCUUUUGAUGCAGAGUCUGAACCUAAUAACAGCAGUGGCAGCAUGGAGAAACGCAAGUCCAUGUACACACGGGAUUAUAAAAAACUUGGCUUCAUUAAUCAUGUCAACCCUGCCAUGGACUUUACCCAGACCCCUCCUGGGAUGUUAGCCCUGGACAAUAUGCUGUACUUUGCCAAGCACCACCAGGAUGCCUACAUCCGGAUUGUGCUUGAGAACAGUAGCCGGGAGGAUAAGCAUGAAUGUCCCUUUGGCCGCAGCAGCAUAGAGCUGACCAAGAUGCUGUGUGAGAUCUUGAAAGUGGGCGAGCUGCCUAGUGAGACCUGCAACGACUUCCACCCAAUGUUCUUCACCCAUGACAGAUCCUUUGAGGAGUUUUUCUGCAUCUGUAUCCAGCUCCUGAACAAGACAUGGAAGGAAAUGAGGGCAACUUCUGAAGACUUCAACAAGGUAAUGCAGGUGGUGAAGGAGCAGGUUAUGAGAGCUCUCACAACCAAGCCUAGCUCCCUGGAUCAGUUCAAGUGCAAACUGCAGAACCUGAGCUACACCGAGAUCCUGAAAAUCCGCCAGUCUGAGAGGAUGAACCAGGAAGAUUUCCAGUCUCGCCCGAUUUUGGAACUAAAGGAGAAGAUUCAGCCAGAAAUCUUGGAGCUGAUCAAACAGCAACGCCUGAACCGCCUUGUGGAAGGGACCUGCUUUAGGAAACUCAACUGCCGACGGAGGCAAGACAAGUUUUGGUACUGUCGACUUUCACCCAACCACAAGGUUCUGCAUUAUGGAGACUUGGAAGAAAGUCCUCAGGGAGAAGUGCCCCACGAUUCCUUGCAGGACAAAUUGCCGGUGGCAGAUAUCAAAGCGGUGGUGACGGGGAAGGACUGCCCUCAUAUGAAAGAGAAAGGUGCCCUUAAACAAAACAAGGAGGUGCUUGAACUUGCUUUCUCGAUCUUGUAUGACUCAAACUGCCAGCUGAACUUCAUAGCUCCUGACAAACACGAGUACUGUAUCUGGACAGAUGGGCUGAAUGCGCUGCUGGGGAAAGACAUGAUGAGUGAGCUGACCCGGAAUGACUUGGACACCCUGCUCAGCAUGGAAAUCAAGCUCCGCCUCCUCGACCUGGAAAACAUUCAGAUCCCCGACGCACCUCCACCCAUCCCCAAGGAGCCCAGCAACUAUGACUUCGUCUAUGACUGUAACUGAAGUGGCCGGGCCCAGAAGCACCCCCUCCAAAACUGGAAAAUCUAGCUAAUGGGAGAGAAGAAUGAAAACACACCCACGCCUUGGAACCCUCUCUCGGUCAAGAGAAGCUGUGGGUCAACACUUUCUUUGGCCUCGCCUCUAGCCCCAGCGUUCUUCUGCCCCUACCUGGCAUCCUGCUCACUGCCCUGAUUCUGUUUCUAGACUCCAUUGCUUUAGGUCACUUCCCAUGCUACAGUCUACUGGUGGGAGCAGAGCAAAACCCACCGCCAAUAAGAGAUCCAAAGGGCCCUUCCGUCCUAUCCCCCAUCAGGCACAUCCUCCCUCCCCGGAAUGUGCAAGCCGGCAGCUCCAGACUGCCCCCAAACCUGCCCGCCAGACGGAAGGGAGUGCCCCAGUGCUUGCGUCUGGAAGAAACAGCCUAGCUUCUCGAGAAGACCAAACACCACCUCCUCGUUCCCUUUCUCUCUAGAGUCCGCUCACACCACCAGUUCCGUGUGAAUUGAAAUCAGCUUCCAAAUCCCUUCCCUCCUCCAUCCAGGCCUUUGCCUCGUGCUGUUCCUCUCUGGUCCCAAGAGCAGCAGCAGCAGCCUCAUCCUAGCUUUCGCCAGCACCGGGUCUCCCGGACACAGUCCCAGGUCCCAUGCCCACUUCACAUCUGCACUGUGACUGUGACCUACCUUCCUUUCUCGCCAGCUAGUCUUGGGUGUCCUCUCUCUGCCCCAGCCCACACCUGCCUUCUUCAUGCCUCACACCCUUCUGGCCCCUUCGCUGAAAGCACAAAUGGUGAAAUCAGUUGUCGUCCCCAUCUCUAAUAUACUAAACCUAAUGCCUCUGUGGCAGGCGGCCCCUGUCUAAAGGUUUGGUGUUACCUUGUGCUGGGGGUUCUGCUGCAAACAGGCUCCACGGGAUGGUCAAGCUGUCAGACAUCCAAGUUUACAUCACUGUAAUUAUUACAAGUAUUGACAAUUUGCAAGGGUUUGGGGUUGUUGUUGUUUUUUUUUUUUUUUUUGCUUUGUUUUUGUACAAAAGAGUCUAACAUUUUUUUGCCAAACAGAUAUAUAUUUAAUGAAAAGAAGAGAUACAUAAAUGUGUGUACUUUCAAGGUUUUUUUUAAUUAUUAUUUUAAUCCUAAACAUCUUCCUGAGAAUAACAUUCCCUUACACAUGCUGUGGAAUAAAAUUAAUUGUGAUGA
Molecule: messenger RNA, 5591 nt
Organism: Felis catus (domestic cat)
Lineage: Eukaryota; Metazoa; Chordata; Mammalia; Carnivora; Felidae
Gene: ELMO1
Product: engulfment and cell motility 1
Exons: 39
Coding region: 2171-4399 (742 amino acids)
Biological process (GO): cell motility; actin filament organization
Cellular component (GO): plasma membrane; guanyl-nucleotide exchange factor complex
Source: RefSeq, a predicted model, not a curated record